GUAACGCCCAUGUAUUAGUCAAUGGGCUGUCUCUCUGUUGUUUUGGCUCUUCCAAGUAAUGUAUCGCCGGCCAACCAACAAAGCGUAUGCUCACUGUUUUUUAUUUUGAUUGUGUAAUUAAAAAUUUUAACAUUAACCCACUUUUCAUUCUUUAUUCUUACAUGGAAAAUUAAGAAAAUAAAGAGCAAAGAAAAUCUCCAUCACUAUUCCUUAGCUCUUUCAUUUUUCCUUCUCCAUCAUCCUCCACAAUUCGAAUUCGGGUUCUCUUUCGUCUCCCUGCGCCUUUGAUUAGUUCAAGAUGAACGACCUGCUUUCGGAUUCAUUUGUUGGGGAUGCCCAAGGUCAGCCUUCCAGAGAAAGUGAUAUUGAAAUGGGGAGGCAAGUUCCACGAACCAAUUCUGAUAUGGGAAUGGAGGCUUUCAAUAAACAGAUACAAGAUGUAGAGAGGCAGGUUGAUAAGCUCGCUGGCCUACUUAAGAAACUUAAGGAUGCUAACGAAGAGUCAAAAUCAGUGACAAAAGCAUCUGCUAUGAAAGCAAUCAAGAAGCGUAUGGAGAAAGAUAUUGAUGAAGUGGGAAAGAUUGCACGCAGUGUCAAAGCAAAACUAGAAGCGAUGAACAAAGAUAAUUUAGCCAACCGACAGAAGCCUGGAUGUGAGAAGGGAACAGGUGUUGACAGAGCAAGGAUGAACAUGACAAAUUCUUUGACAAAAAAGUUUAGGGACAUAAUGACCGACUUUCAGACCCUCAGACAAAGAAUUCAAGAUGAAUAUCGUGAGGUUGUCGAGAGAAGAGUCAUUACAGUAACUGGUAGCAGACCGGAUGAAGAGACAAUUGACCACCUGAUAGAGACUGGAAAUAGCGAGCAAAUAUUUCAGAACGCAAUGCAAGAAAUGGGGCGAGGACAGAUCCUAAAUACUGUUGAAGAAAUUCAGGAGAGACAUGAUGCUGUGAAAGAAAUAGAGAAAAAGCUUCUUGACUUGCAUCAGAUCUACCUUGAUAUGGCUGUCUUAGUCGAAGCUCAAGGAGAGAUUUUAGAUAACAUUGAAACUCAGGUAGCAAAUGCAGUGGACCAUGUACAAUCAGGUACAGAUGCUCUAAAAACCGCAAAGAGCUUGCAAAAGAGGUCAAGAAAAUGCAUGAUGAUAUCCAUCAUAUUGCUUCUGCUGAUUGCAAUCAUUGUCGUAUUAUCUAUUUUGAAACCAUGGAAGAAGUAACAGACGCAAGAUCACCAACCAUCAUACUAGUUAAUAUAAAGAUCCAUCAUACUAGUUACUCAUAACAAAGAUUACAAGGAUUUGGUUCAUUUCUUUUCAUUCAUUUUUUUUUUUCUGGUUGAUAAAGGUCUCCUGAUGAAUCAUGUUUCCUGGGACAAUCAAAUAAUACAACGAAGUAGCAUGUUUGAUAGAAGCUCACAACCUAUAACUUUUCUCUGUCUGCAAUUCUCUGUUAUCAUUAACAGUAGAAAAGCUAAAGUGGUUUUUUUUUUUUUUUUUUUUUUUUUUUUGGUGGGGUAUCUGAUGCCAGAAAAACUUAAGCAGGACUAGCAAUCCAGAAAAUGGGUUCAGAAAUGCCACUACUCUUUUAGGUAAGUUUCUGAAUCUGCUAAAAUAUCCAACUGAUGUGAAAUGGAACAAAGCAAGGAGAAUUAUGAUGCAAAAUAAAGAUAAACAAAGCAAGAAAUGACUCACUACACCAGCCAAUUAGGUCUUGCAAUAUAUCGAAGUGAAGCAACUUUCCAUUUUAUUUCUUAUAAAACUCCAAUGCAUGCUGCACAUAAGUCAUCUAGAAAAUACAUUCUACUUGUCACUGGAGAUGUUUCUUAUAGCACUCCAUUGCAGC
Ziziphus jujuba (common jujube) is the source of this 1841-nucleotide messenger RNA. Its product is annotated as syntaxin-132-like. Gene Ontology annotation, molecular function: SNARE binding; SNAP receptor activity. The transcript has 13 exons. Gene Ontology annotation, biological process: intracellular protein transport; vesicle fusion; exocytosis. Bases 299 to 1216 code for a protein of 305 amino acids. NCBI's taxonomy places the organism in Eukaryota, Viridiplantae, Streptophyta, Magnoliopsida, Rosales, Rhamnaceae. Gene Ontology annotation, cellular component: plasma membrane; SNARE complex; endomembrane system. The record is from RefSeq and is a predicted model, not a curated record.